Nematocida homosporus is the source of this 1077-nucleotide messenger RNA. RefSeq names its product ERO1-like protein alpha. The record is from RefSeq and is a predicted model, not a curated record. Gene Ontology annotation, biological process: protein folding in endoplasmic reticulum. NCBI's taxonomy places the organism in Eukaryota, Fungi, Microsporidia. The coding region runs from base 1 to 1077 and encodes 358 amino acids. Gene Ontology annotation, cellular component: endoplasmic reticulum; endoplasmic reticulum membrane. Gene Ontology annotation, molecular function: protein-disulfide reductase activity; thiol oxidase activity; FAD binding. The transcript has a single exon.
AUGACGCAUACAUUGUAUUUCGGAUGGAUUUUGGUUUUGAUGGGCGGGGUUUUUGGGGCUACUGUAUAUUACGAUAACUUAAGGGCACGGGAAUUGAUUGCUGCUUUAUGUUCGAAUGAUAAGUUUUCCAAAACUAAUGUUCCUAUUAGCUAUGUAUGUCCGAGUACAAUCAGAUCACAAUUGGCUUCAUGUGGACCCCAUUGCCAGCUGAGUGAUAGUGAGGGUCGAUCUAGUAAUGGGCUGGAUAACUUUCAGGCGGAUGUUGGUGAACACUUUACUCUCUUUGAAGAGGCUAGUCAGAAACAGAUGUACAUAAGUCUUGAUUUGAAGAAGAUCAUUGAGCGAUAUACAGGAUACAAAGAAGGAUGGGUAGUUUGGGGGAAGAUGUAUGAAGUUGUUCGUGAUGAUCCGGUAUUGCGGAUGGCCGUGAGUGGAGUGCACUGCUCGGUGACUAUUCAUAAAUGCGCCUUCUAUAAUGUGGAUCCUAGUUCGCGUAAGCUGUUUAUGAACUAUGCGAUGAUGGGCCAGCAGGUGCGGCCGGAGUACUUGCAUAAUUUGAAAUCGACCUUGGACUUGUUACUAUCACUGCUGCCCCAGUGUAUUGGGUACAUGGAGAUGGUGGCUCAGGGCGAUCCGGGGGCCAUGAUAUUGUGUCAGGAGUUGAGAAGAGCUCUUCCAGAUGUUCGGUAUAACUAUGAUCAAUAUCCGGUUGAUCAACGGACUGUGGAGCGAGCGGAGGCCUUAUCGGAUCUGAUUGGGUGUGUGCGAUGCAUGCGAUGUAAAGUCUGGGGGAAGGUGCAAUUUGAAGGGCUUAAAUGUGCCAUUCUGUUGAUGUUACAGUCACGAAAUGAGCAGGCAAGGGUUUCGGCUACAGAUAUUGUUUAUUUGGUCAAUUUAAUCAAUAAGAUGUCUACAGCAGCUAUUCAGUUCAACCGCUAUCUGGCGCAGGUCCUGGAAAAGAAAGCCAAUCAAGUGCGAAAACAGGAGAAAAUAAGAGCAAUUGUAGAUGGUACAUACUCAGCUCUAAGUGUUCCUUUGUUGUUUCCUCGCAAAGAUCUAGUCAAAAGACGACACUAA